Messenger RNA from Coregonus sp. 'balchen', 325 nucleotides. NCBI's taxonomy places the organism in Eukaryota, Metazoa, Chordata, Actinopteri, Salmoniformes, Salmonidae. The record is from the annotation of a GenBank genome assembly.
AUGUUACAUGAUACACCACAGUCCUGUAGUAACAGCAGAGUGAAAGCUGUGUGUGUGUGUGUGUGUGUAACUCCCUGUCCUUCUCUGUCCUGUCUCUCCCAGGUUGGAGAGGCGUAACGAGGCCCUCCAGGGGGAGGUGGUGGGACUGCGGACCAGCCUGGAGCAGCAGCGCCGCUGGUACAGCGUGGCCGAGAUCAAGAUCCGCAACGUGGAGCGUGCCCGGGCCGACGCAGACCGCCGCAACGCCACUCUACAGAGGGAGAUGGAGCAGUUCUUUGACACCUUCGGAGAGCUGAGCGCUGAGGCCCUGAAGAGCGAGGGUUAG